GAAGAAUGUCAACAGAUUUAAGAAUCGCAUGUGUGAUGGUUGGUUUGCCUGCACGCGGCAAAACAUAUAUUGCUCAAAAAGUCUGUAGAUAUUUGACCUGGCUCGGUAUAAAGACAGAGUCAUUCAGCGUAGCAAACUAUAGACGAAAGUUGGUUGGUUCUGGUCAACCGGCCUCUUUCUUUGACAUACACAACAGUACCGGACUCAAACAACGCCGCGAGGCUGCCACAGCAGCACUUGAGGCCAUGCUUAGCUGGUUUGAUCGAGAAAAAGGAACCGUGGCUAUUUUUGAUGCUACCAAUAGUACAAAAGAAACAAGGGCAUGGCUUAAUGAACAACUUACACGCAACAAUAUUCAGCCCCUUUUUAUUGAAUCAAUUUGUGAGGUUGAGGAUAUGAUUGGCGCCAAUAUGCUGGAUGUCCAGACGCAUUCACCAGAUUAUAAAAAUAUGGAUCCAAUCAAAGCAAGCAAGGACUAUGAGACGCGUAUCAAGAAUUAUGUUGGAUCCUACGAGACUAUUACCGAGGAUAAUUAUUCUUAUGUAAAGUUGGUGAAUUCAGGAAGCCAAUACAUUAUCAAUCUGGUCCAGGACUAUCUCGAGAGUCGGAUAGUAUAUUAUCUAAUUAAUCUUCAGACUCGUCCAAAGCGUAUAUGGUUCAGUCGGCACGGAGAGUCUCAAUUCAAUAUACAAGACCGCAUUGGUGGAGAUGCCGAAUUAUCUGAGAGAGGACGACAGUAUGCAAAAGAGUUACCUGACUUGGUUGCAAGGAAUAUUGGAGACCGCCCACUUGUUGUGUGGACAUCGACCCUGAAACGUACGAUCCAAACUGCAGCUGGGCUACCUUACCCCAAGAAACAAUGGAAGGCGCUCGAUGAAUUAGACACGGGUGUAUGCGAUGGAAUGACAUACGAUGAAAUUGCAGAAAAAUAUCCAGAAGAUUAUGCCCGACGGGAUGAAGACAAAUUCAAUUACCGCUACCGUGGAGGAGAAAGUUAUCGUGAUGUGGUAUUAAGACUAGAGCCGGUAAUCAUGGAAUUGGAACAGCAUGAGAAUAUUCUUAUUAUCGCUCAUCAGGCAACUAUUCGAUGCAUGUAUGCUUUCUUUAUGAAUAUCAGUCAUGAGAAAUUGCCCUAUGCACGCAUACCCCUUCACACAAUUAUUGAGCUCAAAACAAAUGCGUAUUCUUGUGAAGAGAAGCAAUACAAAGUGGGCGUUGAGGCAGUGGAUACAUACAGACCAAAACCAUCCGUACCUUUAAUAAAGAAGUUAAAAGAACAGGGCGAAGCUGUCCGCAGAAAUGAAGGUGCGAGUGGCGAAAUUGCCGAUGCUUCUGAACCAAUUCUCCCAUUGUCCCCUGUAUUACCAGCCAACAAAAAACCGUCUGUUUCUCGAAUCCAAAAGUCUGCACCCAUUAAGCCAGAUCUAAUGUCUGCUUGAUUUUUAAAAAAAAAUUAUUUAGUAUUAUUGUUACCAUUGAUCAUCCACAGACUCCCAGUAUAUACGCACAUAUACAAACUCUUCAUACUCUUCACUCCAACAUUCUUAACCAUUUCUCCUUGGCCAUAUAUACAGACAUUAUUUGUGCUUUUGUUACAUUAAUCCUUUAAUAUUCUUGAUAAAUACAUCUUUACCUUGAAUCAAUAUUAUAAAAGCAUGUUCUUUUAAAAUAAAUUAAAAACCAUCAUUGAAUGCUCAUAAUUUUUU
Messenger RNA from Phycomyces blakesleeanus NRRL 1555(-), 1706 nucleotides. RefSeq lists its product as hypothetical. Gene Ontology annotation, biological process: fructose metabolic process; fructose 2,6-bisphosphate metabolic process. The transcript is spliced from 8 exons. NCBI's taxonomy places the organism in Eukaryota, Fungi, Mucoromycota, Mucoromycetes, Mucorales, Phycomycetaceae. Bases 6 to 1439 code for a protein of 477 amino acids. Gene Ontology annotation, molecular function: ATP binding; 6-phosphofructo-2-kinase activity; fructose-2,6-bisphosphate 2-phosphatase activity. Gene Ontology annotation, cellular component: cytosol. The record is from RefSeq and is a predicted model, not a curated record.